UAGAGGAGACAAACCAUGCUCCGUGGACGUGGAAGUCUGUGGCUCUUGACCCGUGAAAUCGUGGUCUUGUGAACUGCACCAACCUUGCAAGUCAAUCUCAUUUCUCAGUUCUCUCGAAAUUCAGUUUCUUUUUCUUGUUUCUGGUUAUUGGUCUGAUGGGGAAGAAACAACACGUGGAUGCUGGCAGUGGAAGAGACCCCCUUCUGGACAAGGAGGGAAGCAAGCAAACAAAUGACAACCAGUUGCCUAGUGAUGCUGCCAAUGACCUUGAGCAUGGUGAUGGUGUAGAGGCAGCCAAUAUUGGAUUUUUUAGGGUGUUUUCACUGGCAAAGCCUGAUGCAGGGAAGCUAAUUGUUGGCACCAUUGCACUGUUGAUAGCAUCCACAUCAAGUAUCAUGAUUCCUAAAUAUGGUGGAAUGAUAAUAGACAUAGUAUCAAGAGAAAUAAGGACACCUGAAGAGCAAUCAAAAGCUUUGCAAGCCAUCAGGGACACUGUAACAUAUAUCUUCAUGAUUGUUAUAGUGGGGUCCCUGUGCACAGCACUUCGAGGAUGGUUGUUUGCCUCUGCCAGUGAAAGGGUUGUAGCUCGUUUGAGGAAAAGCUUGUUCAGUCACCUUAUCAAUCAGGAAAUAGCUUUCUUUGAUGUUACUAGAACAGGUGAACUACUCAGCAGGCUAUCUGAGGACACCCAGAUCAUAAAAAAUGCUGCAACAACCAAUCUUUCUGAGGCGCUUCGGAAUAUAACAACUGCAUUCAUUGGCAUUGGGUUCAUGUUUUCAUCAUCGUGGAAAUUGACACUGUUAGCUUUAGCAGUAGUGCCAGUUAUCUCAGUAGCUGUACGAAAAUUUGGGCGCUAUCUUAAAGAACUUUCACACAAAACUCAAGCUGCAGCUGCAGUGGCUGCUUCGAUUGCUGAGGAAUCUUUUGGCGCCAUUCGAACUGUUAGAUCGUUUGCUCAAGAAAGUUAUGCCAUAUCAAGUUACUCUGAAAAAGUUGAGGAAACACUAAAGCUUGGACUCAGACAAGCUAAAGUUGUUGGUCUAUUCUUUGGAGGGGUCAAUGCGGCAUCCACAUUGUCUGUUAUUAUUGUGGUGAUUUAUGGAGCAUAUUUGACAAUAACAGGAUCCCUGACUGCUGGAUCACUUACAUCUUUCAUUCUCUAUAGUCUUACUGUUGGGUCCUCAGUCUCCUCUUUAUCAGGAUUAUAUACAACUACUAUGAAAGCUGCAGGGGCAAGUAGGAGAGUUUUCCAGCUCUUGGAUCGAGUCUCAAGCAUGCCAAGAUCAGGUGACAAGUGCCCUGUGGUUGACCCAGAUGGGGAUGUAGAACUGGAUGAUGUCUGGUUUGCCUACCCUUCUCGCCCAAGUCACAUGGUACUUAAGGGCAUAACACUAAAACUGAAGCCUGGAUCAAAAGUUGCCCUUGUUGGACCAAGUGGUGGUGGAAAGACCACAAUAGCAAACUUGAUUGAGAGGUUCUAUGAUCCUCUCAAGGGAAAAAUUUUGCUCAAUGGCAUUCCUUUGAUAGAAAUAUCACAUGAAUAUCUUCACAAAAAGGUCAGUAUAGUCAGUCAGGAGCCUGUUCUUUUCAAUUGUUCCAUAGAGGAGAAUAUUGCCUAUGGGUUAAAUGGCAAAGCCAGCAUUGCUGAUAUAGAAGCCAUGGCUAGGAUGGCUAAUGCCCAUGAAUUCAUAGAAAGAUUUCCUGAAAAGUAUAAAACAGUUGUUGGCGAACGUGGGUUGAGGCUUUCGGGAGGCCAGAAACAGAGAAUAGCAAUAGCAAGGGCACUGUUAAUGAAUCCAAAAGUUUUGCUUUUGGAUGAAGCAACUAGUGCUCUGGAUGCUGAGAGUGAAUACCUAGUUCAGGAUGCAAUGGAUUCAUUGAUGAGGGGCAGAACUGUUCUUGUUAUAGCACACCGGCUUUCAACGGUCCAAAGCGCAGACAGUGUAGCAGUUGUAUCCGAUGGUCAGAUAGCUGAAAUUGGCACCCAUGACGAGCUACUCUGCAAGGAUGGCAUCUACACUGCCCUUGUGAGGAGGCAACUACAAGGUUCAAACCAUAAAAUGUAAUUCCAAAAAUGUUGGACAACCAAAUGUAAAAUUUGUGUGGUUUUAAUUUUCCAAAUAAAAUUCACUGCAGAAUAACAUUUUUAUGCUUAUUGUUAGGCACUAAUCGUAGGGUCAUGUAUGCUUAAUACAAGAUAGCAAUGUUUGAAGGAAGCGCCCUCAAGGAAGGUGCUGUUAUCCCAUCAUCUCCAGAUCUUUGGUGUGAUUAAUCACCUGUUAAAUUGUGAGAACAUUUAUCACUAAUUGUAUGCUUGGUUUAAGAGGAGAAAAGGGAGGAGAAUAGUCAAGAUUCCUCAAGUUGGUUUAUAAAAAAUUUAAAAGACG
Messenger RNA from Rubroshorea leprosula, 2387 nucleotides. Lineage: Eukaryota; Viridiplantae; Streptophyta; Magnoliopsida; Malvales; Dipterocarpaceae. The record is from the annotation of a GenBank genome assembly.